This is a messenger RNA of Hirsutella rhossiliensis, 1554 nucleotides long. RefSeq names its product sugar transporter domain-containing protein. The record is from RefSeq and is a predicted model, not a curated record. NCBI's taxonomy places the organism in Eukaryota, Fungi, Ascomycota, Sordariomycetes, Hypocreales, Ophiocordycipitaceae. Gene Ontology annotation, cellular component: plasma membrane. Bases 1 to 1554 code for a protein of 517 amino acids. The transcript has 5 exons. Gene Ontology annotation, biological process: carboxylic acid transport; transmembrane transport. Gene Ontology annotation, molecular function: carboxylic acid transmembrane transporter activity.
AUGGCCAGCCUCGGCCGCCUCUUCCGUCGCUCGCCAGCCGAGCAGCAAGCCUCGGAGCCCCGCCAUGACGCAGACGCAGACGCCCCCGGCAGCGGCGCCGCCCACAGCCUCGACGGCGUCGAGUCCAAGCCGUUUAUGCAGCGGGCCCUGCCCGUCUUUGCCUGCGGUGCCGGCCUGUUCUCCGACGGCUACAUCAACAACGUCAUCGGCUCCGUCAACACCGUCCUCAAGCUCCAGUACGGCAACGUCUAUAAAGACUCGCCCGCCGCCAAGCACGUCGCCGACAUUGCCUUUGCCGGCACCGUCGUCGGCCAGCUCGUCUUUGGCUUUGCCUCGGACCGCUGGUCGCGCUCAAACUCACUCGUCGUCUCCACCGUCAUCCUCGUUGUCUUUACCGCCCUGACCGCCGGCUCCUACUACCGCGGCGAGCCCGUCGGCAUGUUCAACAUGCUGGCCGCCUGGCGCUUCUUUGUCGGCAUUGGCAUUGGCGGAGAAUAUCCCGCCGGCAGUGUCGGCUGCGCCGAGUCGAGCGGCGAGCUCAAGUCCGGCACGCGCAAUCGCUGGUUCAUCCUCUUCACCAACAGCAUGAUUGACUGGGGCUUUGUCUUUGGCGCCUUUGUUCCUUACGUCGUCGCCGCCGCCGCCCACAACGACCAUUACUCGACCAUCUGGCGCACCAGCCUCGGCAUCGGCGUCGUCUUCCCCCUGCUGCUGCUGCUCAUGCGCAUGCGCCUCAAGGAGCCCGAGGAGUUUGCCAAGGAGUCGAUGCGCAGACAAACGCCCUACAUGCUGGUCCUGCGCUUCUACUGGUUCCGCCUGUUUUGCGUCAGCCUCAUCUGGUUUCUGUAUGAUUUCAGCACGUAUGCCUUUGGCAUCUACUCGUCGUCCAUCCUCAGCGGCAUCUACGGCGACAGCGCGCCGCUGACGACUGUCUUUGGCUGGAACACGGUCAUCAACAUGUUUUACCUGCCCGGCACCCUCUUCGGCGCCUUUGUCAGCGACUGGAUCGGCCCCAAGCACACGCUGAUCGUGGGCGUCGUGGCGCAGGCCGUCGUCGGAUACAUCAUGGCGGGCGUGUACGAGCAAAUCUCGCGCCACAUCGGCGCCUUUGCCGUCGUCUACGGCAUCUUCCUCACCCUCGGCGAGCUGGGCCCGGGCAACAACAUCGGCCUGCUGGCGGCCAAGACGUGCGCGACGGGCGUGCGCGGGCGCUACUACGGCAUCGCGGCCGCCAUUGGCAAGAUCGGGGCCUUUGUCGGCACGUGGGUCUUCCCCUACAUCCAGGCGGCGGGCGGCGACGGCACGACGCAGUCGGCGCAGUAUCCGUUCUGGGUGGCGGCCAGCCUGUCGCUGCUGUCGGCCGUCAUUGCCUUCUUCUUCAUCCCCAACAUUGGCCAGGACACGAUUACGCACGAGGACGCGCGCUUCCGCCAGUACCUCGAGAGCCAGGGCUGGGACACCAACAUGCUGGGGCUGGCCAGGGACGAGUCCAACGCGGCGUCGUACGCCGAGGAGGAGCAGACGCCGGUGAAGAAGGCGACCAGCAGUAGCUGA